Molecule: messenger RNA, 3049 nt
Organism: Oncorhynchus masou masou (cherry salmon)
Lineage: Eukaryota; Metazoa; Chordata; Actinopteri; Salmoniformes; Salmonidae
Product: globoside alpha-1,3-N-acetylgalactosaminyltransferase 1-like
Exons: 7
Coding region: 151-1242 (363 amino acids)
Biological process (GO): carbohydrate metabolic process
Cellular component (GO): Golgi apparatus; vesicle; membrane
Molecular function (GO): hexosyltransferase activity
Source: RefSeq, a predicted model, not a curated record
ACACCCAUAUUUACAUGGUCCACUGGCACUGGAUAGGCCUACAUCCUUGCUGGUGAAACAGUAAAAGGCUACUGGCUUUGGGAUACAGUCCUGCAUUACUUCAAACACUCAAAGUUUGAUUUAAUAGAAUUGCAAACUUUGGGAGGAACAAUGCGUUUUUUCACAAAAAUCCAUCCUUCCAUCACUCUGCCACUUUUUGGAAUCGUACUUUUGGGAGUCCUGGUUUUAACAUAUUGUUACUCAUCAUUUGGUGAGGUGAAAAAUAAGGAUGUCAGAAUUCUAGAAGUUUUGGGGUUGUGUCAGCAGGACCCUGUCAAUUUCAGGCGGGAAAACUGUAGUUGUAGGACCCGGGACAUGCUGUCCCCACAGGGACUCCUGUAUAAGCAGCCCAGUGUGUUAAAGGGGCGCACCAAUGUGGUAACUGUUACUCCUUGGUUGGCACCAAUUGUCUGGGAAGGCACCUUUAAUCCCUUGAUUGUUGACAGCAUUUACAAGCCUAUGCACCUCAGCAUUGCCACAACUGUCUUUGCUGUUGGCAAGUAUGUGCGCUUCCUGCGUGACUUCCUAGAGACUGCCGAGAAGCAUUUCAUGGUGGAUUUCAAAGUGCACUACUACAUCUUCACUGACCGGAGGGAAGAUGUGCCAGCGGUGGUCCUCGCUCCCGGUAGAAAUGUAACCAUCAUCCCAGUCCCUGGCUCCAACCGCUGGCAGGAGAUCUCCUCCAGGAGGAUGGAGAUGAUCCAGACCGCCAUCGAGAACCAGAUAGGCAAGGAGGCGGACUACAUCUUUUGCUUGGAUGUGGACACGAAGUUCCACGGACGGUGGGGGGCAGAAACAUUGAGCAGGCUGGUGGCCACUAUUCACCCAGGUUACUAUGAGCAGACCCACGAGCACUACCCUUACGAACGCCGUCCUGCCUCGCGGGCCUACAUCCCCGCGGGGGAAGGAGACUACUACUAUGGAGGCGCCACCAUCGCUGGCUAUGUGAGGGACGUGCACAAGCUGACAAAGUACUGCCGCAAGCAGCUGGAGGCCGAUGCCGCCAACUCCAUCGAGGCGGCAUGGCAGGAGGAAAGCCACCUGAACAGAUAUCUCCUUUACAACAAGCCCACUAAGAUUCUGUCUCCGGAAUACCUGUGGCAGGACUUCAAGGCCAAGAACAACGAGGUGCAAAUAAUCCGCUUCUCUCAGGUCAACAAGAACUAUGCAGAGGUUCGGCCCAACGUGAAGAAAAGAAAGUAAUGCUGUGGCCAGUGUCACACCAAGAUUCAGGAUCUAGGCCAGGGAGGAGGAUGCUGCUAUUUGUAUACAUUGAAGGUGGCUGGAUCAGUAAACAAGCUUAUGUUGUUCCGUUUUUCUCUCAAUUAGUUUAUAUCCUUUACGGCUAAAGAUGUAUUAUAGACAUGAAGGGCUGUUUCCAUGUAGAAAUGUUUGUCAUAGGAGCAGAAGUGAGGAUAGAGGGUGAGUUUGUGAAAUGAAUGUGCAAUUAAUACUGAUAAUACAUGAUAUUUGUGAUAUUUGUGUUACUUGUGUCAUUCUUUGUUUUUAUAUAUAUAUAUAUAUAUAUAUAUAGCUCAAGCCAGCGCAUGUCCAGGCCCAUCUGAAGUUUUCCAAUGACCAUAUGGAUGAUCCAGAGGAGGAAUGGGAGAAUGGGUCAUGUGGUCUGAUGAGACAAAAAUAGAGCUUUUUGGUCUAAACUCCACUCGCCGUGUUUGGAGGAAGAAGAAGGAUGAGUACAACCCCAAGAACACCAUCCCAACCGUGAAGCACGGAGGUGGAAACAUCAUUCUUUGGGGAUGUUUUUCUGCAAAGAGGACAUGACGACUGCACCGUAUUGAGGGGAGGAUGGAUGGGGCCAUGUAUCGCGAGAUCUUGGCCAACAACCUCCUUCCCUCAGUAAGAGCAUUGAAGAUGGGUCGUGGCUGGGUCUUCCAGCAUGGCAACAACCCGAAACACACAGCCAGGGCAACUAAGGAGUGGCUCCGUAAGAAGCAUCUCAAGGUCCUGGAGUGGCCUAGCCAGUCUCCAGACCUGAAACCAAUAGAAAAACUUUGGAGGGAGCUGAAAGUCCGUAUUGCCCAGCGACAGCCCCGAAACCCGAAGGAUCUGGAGAAGGUCUGUAUGGAGUAGUGGGCCAAAAUUCCUGCUGCAGUGUUUGCAAACCUGGUCAAGAACUACAGGAAACGUAUGAUCUCUGUAAUUGCAAACAAUGGUUUCUGUACCAAAUAUAAAAUGCUAAUGAAUUACUUAAAAAUCAUACAAUGUGAUUUUCUGGAUUUUUGUUUUAAAUUCCGUCUCUCACAGUUGACGUGUACCUAUGAUAACAAUUACAGACCUCUACAUGCUUUGUAAGUAGGAAAACCUGUCAAAUCGGCAGUGUAUCAAAUACUUGUUCUCCCCACUGUGUGUAUAUAUAUAUAUAUAUUGCUCUCCGGAAAUAGGGUUGGAGAACCCUGCCUUAAUUCAACGUCUGUACCGCAUCAGAAUCCAAAAUAUAAGCUUGUUGUUCUCCAUCUUUUAUAAACAAUGUAAUCAUAAAAACAACAGCACUGUAUUGUCUCAAAACAUGGUUAAAACUAUCAUUUUGAUCUCAUCGAUGGUCAAUGUAUGAAUUUGAGAGCAUGUAUUGAUUUAUAUUAUCCUUUUCCCUCUGUAUUACUUGUGACCCGCACAAACACUUGCUGUGGCAUCUCCCUUGGGUCCAUUCACCAUUUGUUGAAUUAAUAUGAAUAUCAAAGGCAUCAUUAUGACCAACACAGGUGCACGCAGGUACACACAGUUGCAUACAGUUGUGGAUAACUUACGUACGCACAAAUAUCAUACCCCCCCAAAAAAGACACUAACCUCCCUUGUUAUUGUAAUGGUGAGAGGUUAGUAUGUCUUGGGGUAUGAUAUUUGUGCAUCUGUAACUUUCUCACUUAUCAUUAUUCACGAUUCACUCAGGAUCAUCUGUAAACAUGGUGCCAUCCCCAUUAAUGUAGAAGUGUUUAGAAACAUAUUCUAUUCUUAUUCUUAUUUACAAUAAAAGUGAUUCCGAAAUUACACAAUA